Zingiber officinale is the source of this 3312-nucleotide messenger RNA. RefSeq names its product heat shock 70 kDa protein 17-like. Lineage: Eukaryota; Viridiplantae; Streptophyta; Magnoliopsida; Zingiberales; Zingiberaceae. Gene Ontology annotation, biological process: endoplasmic reticulum unfolded protein response; negative regulation of hypoxia-induced intrinsic apoptotic signaling pathway; cellular response to hypoxia. The record is from RefSeq and is a predicted model, not a curated record. Gene Ontology annotation, cellular component: endoplasmic reticulum chaperone complex. Bases 199 to 2874 code for a protein of 891 amino acids. The transcript is spliced from 14 exons. Gene Ontology annotation, molecular function: ATP-dependent protein folding chaperone; ATP binding.
AAUUCCCGAAGCGAAGAGAAGCGAAGCCGAGUGGAAGAAGGGAGAAGUGGAGAACUCCGUUUCCGCCUCCUGCCUCGGAGUUCGACGCCUUCACUGAGUCGAGAUCUCCAAAUUCUAACCCUAAUCAUCGACCAAUGCUCUUCCCUCCUCUCAAAACCCCUGCUUGAUUUGUGACGGCGCUCAAGAUCUGCUGCUACGAUGAGGAAAUUUGCGGCAGGAAUUUGGAUCCUAUUGAUGAUUCUUUCAAUGCUCUCGACUCCCUCUGAAUCGGCCGUUUCCAGCAUCGAUCUCGGCUCCGAAUGGAUGAAGGUGGCCGUCGUCAACCUCAAGUCCGGCCAGAGCCCAAUCUCAAUCGCCAUCAACGAAAUGUCCAAGCGAAAGUCACCGGCCCUCGUCGCCUUUAGUGGAGGCAACCGCCUUGUUGGCGAGGAGGCCGCUGGGAUCGUCGCCCGGUACCCCGACAAGGUCUACUCCUUCGUCCGCGACAUGAUCGGGAAACCUUACGAGUAUGUAAAGGUUCUCGCCGAGUCGUUCUACCUCCCCUACGACCUCGUCGAAGACUCAAGGGGGGCUGCUAGUAUCCGAAUCGAUGACGGGGUGACCGUGUAUAGCGCAGAAGAGUUGCUCGCGAUGAUUCUUGGCUAUGGAAUUAGCUUAGCGGAGUCCCACGCGAGGGUCCCUGUGAAAGAUGCUGUAAUUGCGGUGCCACCGUUCUUUGGCCAGGCGGAAAGGAGAGGAUUAAUUCAGGCGGCUCAACUGGCAGGGAUCAAUGUGCUUUCGCUGAUUAACGAGCACGCUGGAGCAGCUUUGCAGUACGGCAUUGAUAAGGAUUUCUCCAACGAUUCACGACAUGUGAUAUUCUAUGAUAUGGGAUCCAGUAGUACUUACGCUGCUCUAGUUUACUUCUCGGCAUACAGUACCAAGGAGUUCGGGAGGACGGUCUCGGUUAAUCAGUUCCAGGUAAAAGAUGUUAGAUGGGAUGCUAAACUUGGAGGACAAGAUAUGGAAUUGAGGCUAGUGGAGUACUUUGCUGAUGAGUUCAAUAAGCAAUUAGGAAGUGACAUUGAUGUGAGGAAGUCUCCUAAGGCAAUGGCUAAAUUGAAGAAGCAAGUCAAGCGGACCAAGGAAAUUUUGAGUGCUAAUACAGCCGCGCCAAUUUCUGUUGAAUCCCUCUUAGAUGAUAUUGAUUUCAGAAGCACCAUAUCACGGGAGAAGUUUGAAGAGCUUUGUUCAGACUUAUGGGAGAGAGCACUUGUUCCAGUCAAGGAAGUGUUAAAACAUUCUGGUCUGACACUAAAUGAAAUAUAUGCCGUGGAGCUGGUUGGUGGAGCCACUCGUGUGCCAAGGUUACAGGCUAAGCUCCAAGAAUUUCUAGGAAGGAAUGAUCUGGACAAGCAUCUUGAUGCUGAUGAAGCAAUAGUUCUUGGUGCAUCGUUGAAUGCUGCAAACUUGAGUGAUGGAAUCAAAUUGAAUCGUAAGUUGGGAAUGAUUGAUGGAUCUUCUUAUGGCUUUUUGCUUGAACUAAAUGGUCCAGAACUUUUGGAAGAAAAUACUGAUACACUAUUUAUUCCACGGUUGAAGAAAAUGCCAGUCAAGUUAUUUAGGUCUUUCAAACAUGACAAGGAUUUUGAAGCUUCACUCAGCUAUGAUAAAGCAGGUGAACUGCCUCCAGGAGUUUCUUCGUAUAAAUUUGCAGAAUAUUCAAUAUUGGGUCUGUCUGAAGCCAGUGAAAAGUAUUCAACUCGCAACAUCUCCUCUCCCAUCAAAGCCAAUCUGCAUUUUUCUUUGAGCAGAAGUGGAAUUUUAUCCCUUGAUCACGCAGAUGCAGCCAUUGAGAUAUCUGAGUGGGUAGAAGUUCCAAAGAAAAACAGUACAACCAAUAAUUCCACUGGCAGUUUUAAUUCAUCUUCUGAAACCAGCACAGAAGCUAUUUCACAGGAUAGUGCAGAAACCUUGAAGGUUGCUGAGGAUAACAAUAUUUCAUCUAACUCUACUGAGUCUGAGAAAGAAGCAAUUAUUGUUACUGAAAAAAUAUUGAAGAAGAAAACCUUUAGGGUUCCCUUGAAGGUAGUGGAAAAAAAUUUAGGUCCUGGAUCGAAUCUUCUUAAAGAUUCAUUUUUGGAGGCUAAGGUGAGAUUGGAAACACUUGACAAAAAAGAUGCUGAAAGAAGGAGAACAGCAGAGCUUAAAAAUAGCCUCGAAGAGUAUAUAUAUUCUACAAGAGAAAAGAUAGAAGACAAUGCUGAAGUUGAGAAAGUUUCAUCUGAAGAAGAGCGCCAUUCCUUUGCAGACAAACUUAGUGAAGUACAAGAAUGGUUGUAUACGGAUGGCGAGGAUGCUUCAGUGAAUGAAUUCAAAGAGCGUCUGGAAUUACUUAAAGCCAUUGGCGACCCAAUAUUUUUCAGGUUGAAUGAGUUAAAUGCACGACCAAUUGCUAGUGAACAUGCCCGAGUGCUUCUCAAUGAACUUCAAAAGAUUGUAAAUAACUGGGAAACAAAUAAGCCAUGGAUUCCUAGAGACAGAAUUGAGGAGGUAUGGAGUGAAGCAGAAAAGCUAAAGAAUUGGCUGGAAGAGAAGGAGGAGCUACAAAAAAAGACCUCCGUUUUAGUCGCACCGAUUUUCACGUCAGAAGAAGUAUAUCACAAAGUGAACAAGCUUCAGGAUAAGAUUGCGAGUGUUAAUAGAAUUCUGAAGCCGAAGCCAAAACCUAAAAUUGAGAAACCCACAAAGGAAGAAACAGUAAGCCAGGAUAACAACACAAGCACCUCAGGUGCUACCUCUGAUGAGCCACCAUCUGAAACAGAGCAAAUUAAUGAUUCUGUUGAUGUAUCCAAUUCUGAAACUGACCAAGAAAGUGCCCAUGACGAGUUAUGACUUAUGAGCAUCUCAACCAGCUGCAAAUCAAGUUGAAUUGAUAUCUGUUCAACUUACAGCAACAUUAGAGUAUCGCCUGAUGAUAUACGCAUAAUUUUGUAGCAGCGAUCAAUUUCUUCUCUUAUAGCAACUAAAUGGCUUUUUGGUUUUUACAGUAGAGAAAGGAAUGUGUUCUGCAGCAUGCCAUUUAUAGAUGAUGUGGGUGUCAGUAUUGCAUCUAAUGGCCAAGAGCCCCAUCAUGAUUAAGAUCCCAUUUUUGCAAUGCUUUAGGUUUUUGUUUGAAUUUUAAUUUUUUCCUUAACGCCUGAAUGGCUCCAGAAAGGACAUGGACUUGAGCUUUCCUAUUGUUCACUUGUGCUAAUUAUCCCCACUUUGUAGAUGGUUUAUACCGUACUUGAAACUAUAGAUCAUAAAGACAUACAAGAGUUUUGUGGCAUU